This is a messenger RNA of Melanotaenia boesemani (Boeseman's rainbowfish), 1651 nucleotides long. It is a transcript of the gene fibpa, whose product is annotated as fibroblast growth factor (acidic) intracellular binding protein a. Gene Ontology annotation, molecular function: fibroblast growth factor binding. Gene Ontology annotation, biological process: platelet aggregation. Bases 350 to 1423 code for a protein of 357 amino acids. Gene Ontology annotation, cellular component: nucleus. The transcript has 11 exons. The record is from RefSeq and is a predicted model, not a curated record. NCBI's taxonomy places the organism in Eukaryota, Metazoa, Chordata, Actinopteri, Atheriniformes, Melanotaeniidae.
UGCUACACGACUGUGGUUGUUGAUACUGCGCACCAUACCAACACAGGGAGCUACCGUUUGACAGAUUUUUUCUGCUUUAAACGCCAAAAUCUGGCUUGUGCAGGUUACGUGAUUGAAUCGUGAGGUUAAUUCUGUCCUAAACGAUAAUUUUGUUUUCUGCGCGCUGACGGCUGCUAACUUUGUGACGUAGCUGUCGGUGAAGCUAACCUGGAAUUGAAGCAAGCUAGCUAAUGAGCAAGACAUGGCGACCAUACAGGAUAACAUCUAAUAGAAUCGGUUGAUUCACUUAUAGUUACGUAUUUAUUGAAGCUAGGUUCCUGAAACUGUUUUACAAAACCGUGACAACAAGAUGGCAGUAGAGCUGGAUGUGUUCGUAGGUAACACCACUAUCAUGGACGAAGAGGUUUACCAGCUGUGGUUGGAUGGAUACACAGUGAAUGAUGCGGUGAAGGUACGUAUGGAGGGAGGGGUACUGGAUGAGUGUGAGGCAAAUGCAGAUGUUGUUCUGAGUGAUACCAUGGACCAGUACAGGACUUUCCAGAUGUGUGAGCGUCUGCUGUACAGUCCAUCCAAACUAGCCAACCAGUUACUCUUCCAGAUCACACCUCAUCGGCAAGUCAUCCUCAUAGAGAGAUAUUAUGCCUUUGAUGAUGGAUUUGUACGCGAGGUCUUGGGAAAGAAACUCUCCAAAGGAACAAAGAAAGACUUGGAUGACAUCAGUGCUAAGACUGGUGUGACACUGAAAAGCUGCAGACGACAGUUUGAUAACUUCAAACGUGUUUUCAAAGUUGUGGAAGAGCUAAAGGGACCCCUGGUGGAGAACAUACGGCAGCAUUUUCUUCUCUCUGAUAAGCUUGCAAGGGAUUACGCUGCCAUUGUUUUCUUUGCCAAUAACCGCUUUGAGACAGGAAAAAGAAAGCUACAGUACCUCACUUUCCAGGAUUUUGCUUUCUGUGCUGGGCAGCUUAUCAACAACUGGACAGUUGGGGCCGUUGAUAACAUGGUGGAAGAUAUGGAUGUUGAUCUUGACAAAGAGUUUUUACAAGAGCUGAAAGAACUAAAGAUUUUAAUCAGUGACAAAGAUCUGUUAGACCAGCACAAAAGUUUGGUCUGCACAGCUCUCAGAGGAAAGACGAAAGCUUUUAAUGAGAUGGAGGCUAAUUUCAAGAAUCUUUCCAGAGGGCUUGUCAACAUUGCUGCAAAAUUAACCAAUACCAAAGAUGUCAGAGAUUUCUUUAUUGAUCUUGUGGAGAAGUUUAUUGAGCCGUGCCGUUCAGACCGAUGGACAGCUUCGGAUAUGAAACUCUACCUCACUCAUUACACCAAUUCUGCACAUAUUCUUGACACAUUCAAACAUCAGGUUGUGUGGGACAGAUACAUGGGUGUCAUCAAAAGCUGUAUCUUCAAAAUGUAUCACGACUGAGCUGUGUUUCUUAGCCGCCUGUCGCUCCCCUUUUGGUUUGCCCCCCCCAAAAAAAACCAUUGUACUGAGCUGUGCAGACCAAACUGAGCAGAAACAUUAUUUUCCUCCUUCUCUGUGUGUUUUUUUAAUGAUGAUCAUUUAUACUGAAGUCUUAUUGUUGCUUGUUUGCUCGACGAAUGUCCUUGCAGCAUCUGUAAAUUUGGUUUAUAAAUAAAGUGAACAAAUUUA